Messenger RNA from Eupeodes corollae, 1201 nucleotides. Its product is annotated as SAP domain-containing ribonucleoprotein. Gene Ontology annotation, biological process: poly(A)+ mRNA export from nucleus. The record is from RefSeq and is a predicted model, not a curated record. The transcript has 2 exons. The coding region runs from base 164 to 1000 and encodes 278 amino acids. Lineage: Eukaryota; Metazoa; Arthropoda; Insecta; Diptera; Syrphidae. Gene Ontology annotation, cellular component: nucleus.
UGGCUCAUGUAAAUUGUAUGUUAUUUAAGCAAUAAAUUUAUUUGUUGGCCCUUACUUGAAGUGAAAUUCCCUAAAGAAAUAUUGAAUUUUGUUUUAUUUGUUGAAAUAUUUAUUUCAAUUAGUUAAUUUCCGAAACGCAAAGUAUUCUCAAAAUAUUCCGACAAUGCCGGAAAAUGAUAUUUCUAAAAUGAAGGUUGCUGAUCUGAAGCGUGAACUAAAACUCCGUGGCUUGCAGACUACUGGCAACAAAACCGAGUUACAAGAGCGCCUCCAAACUGCCUUGAUUGACGGUGAUCUUUCACUCGAAGACACGGCAAUCUCAGGUGAAGAUCUUCUCGAAGAUGUUCUUACCGACGAGGAAGAUAAAGCGCUAAUAUUGCCACCGGAUGAGAACGAGCUUCUGAAAUCGCCAAGCAGCGAUGUCGUCAUUUCUUUUUCACCCACAGACAAAGCUCUCGAAGUGCCAGUGCCGCAACCGCAGCCUCAACCAAAGAAGAUUGUCCUCAAGCGAAAGAGUUCAAUUACACCUAUAACUAUGGAAACAACAGCUGCAGACGUCAAAUCCGAUCCUGCUCCCAACGACGAAAAUGGAAGUGAAACAAAAAUAUCCAAAAUCGAUGCGAAGCCAAAAAUAGUUAAGGUCUCGGCACUCACAUUGGAGGAACGCCUCCAAAUGCGUGCCAAAAAGUUCGGCAUUGAAGAGAACAAAGUGGUCAGUUCGAAUACAAACUCGAUUGGAGGCAGCAUCCCGAUAACCGUAGCAGGUAAAGAAGUCGAUGCAAAACAGAUUGAGACGCUUAAAAAACGAGCUGAGCGCUUUGGGUGUGUUGUUGCGCCUGCCAUUGCCGAAAUAACAGCCAAUGAGCGGUUGGAAAAACGCAAACAGCGAUUUGGCGAUGUGUCUGGGGACAGUGACAAAAAGUCCACGGCUCAAGGAAAGGACGUGUAUGCGGAGAAGGCGCGGCAGCGUCUGGAGAGGUUUAAAACGGCGGCCAAAUGAAUUUGUUUUUUCUUUUUCCAUUUUCAUAAAUUAAAAAUCUUAAUUUCCUCCACCACCACCUCGAUUUAUUAUUAAAAGUUAAUCAAAUUCUUUCAAUAUUAACAUUUACUUUAUUUUGUGUAAAAAGGCACUAUCCAGCUUAAUAUGUAUUUAACAACAAAUAAAACAAAAUAACGAUUGUUUACUAAAAACCUUAAAUAA